AUGCGCGUUGGCUGCUCCCGGGCCACUCCAAUAACAAACUGUCCCGAGGAGAGUUAAAGAGCCGGAAAGGCGGGGGGCGUUUUCUUUCUUAAAAAUUAAAAAACAAACAAACCCAAAGGCUAAGCUGAAAGAUGGAACAGAGUGUCUCGGAGAGAAAACCCACCAUCACCCCGACUGCAGACUUCGAUGUAAUGGGUGCCUUAGACUGGAAAGACGGCAUUGCUACCUUGCCAGGUAGCAACAUACAAUUCCGUUUAAGUGAGUUUGGAACAUUAGAAAUCAUUACUGAAGCAGAAGCCAUAAAAACUCUCUUGGCUCCAGCAAUAAAUGCCAGCAUAGCCGGCCUUAACCUUGGUGCUUCCACUCCGGCUGCUACCAACACCACUGCUGCCUCUGGCGCUGAUUCUGAAGAGCCCAAAGACAACGCGCCUAGUUCUGACAUCUCAGCCUGUGAAAACUGUGGGCAAAUGGACUGCUUGGAGAAUGGGAAGUUUUGUACUCGAACCUGCUCUCAGCAGCAUAAAGACCAUGACUCUAAAGACAUCCCAGCUGAUUGCAGAAACAGAAUAAGCAGCAGAAACCUUAAUGUCAGCAUUGGCUGCCAGGUUAAUGAGGCUGACAGACCCCUCAAGCGACUCCGAAGGAAGAGGAAACUUCUUCUGGAUUCUGAGGAUGAGGACGAAAAUAUAGAUGAUGAUGAGGAGAAGAAUAAAUCAAAUAAUAUGAAAAGCCGCAGAAAUACUAAACCUCUAAAACAAGUUGUUCCUGGAAAGAAGACGGUGUGGAACUGGGUUUCUUACUUGGAAGAGGAACGGAUGCCAGCUGCUCCCCUAAAACUGUUCAAAGAGUAUCAAUCCUUCCCACAAACUAGGAAUGGAUUUAAAGUUGGAAUGAAGUUAGAGGGACUGGAUCCUGGACACCCAUCUUUAUUUUGUGUCCUCACCAUUGCUGAGGUGCAGGGAUACAGGAUGCGGUUACAUUUUGAUGGUUAUUCUGAGUACUAUGACUUCUGGGUUAAUGCUGACUCUCCAGAUAUCCACCCUGUUGGCUGGUGUGAAAAGACAGGUCACAAGCUGCUCUCUCCGAAAGGUUACAAGGAAGGGGAAUUUAAUUGGGUUUUGUAUUUGAAGAAUUGCAAAGCUCAAGCAGCCCCGAAAAACCUUUUCAAGACCCUCAGCACACCUGUCACACCAUCUGGUUUUCGGGUGGGAAUGAAACUAGAGGCAGUGGACAAAAAGAAUCCAUCUUUGAUGUGCGUGGCAACCAUCGCUGAUAUGUUGGAUAACCGGCUGCUAAUUCAUUUCGACAACUGGGACGAGAGUUAUGACUAUUGGUGUGAUGCUAGCAGCCCGUAUAUUCGUCCUGUUGGUUACUGCCAAGAAACUGGCACCCCACUGACAACACCACCUGAAUACAAGGAUUCCAAAAGCUUCUCAUGGGAGAAAUAUUUGGAAGAAACCAGUUCCCAGGCAGCCCCAGCAAGAGCAUUUAAACUGCGUCCAGCCCAUGGGUUCCAGGUUACCACAAAGCUAGAGGCUGUGGACAGGAGAAAUCCCAUGUUAAUAAGAGUGGCAACAAUAGCUGAGAAGGAGGACCAUCGUAUCAAGAUACAUUUUGACGGUUGGGACCACAGCUAUGAUUUCUGGGUCGACGCGGACAGCCCUGACAUUCACCCUGUGGGCUGGUGUGCAAAAACCGGACACACCCUGCAGCUCCCGCUAGGUGCUGCUGAUAUGAUGGGAGUAGCAGGGCAGGGGUGUCCUACCCCCGGCUGCCAGGGUAUUGGUCAUGUCAGGGGACCCCGAUAUGGAACACAUUAUACGUUAGUUGGCUGCCCGUAUUCCGAAGUUAACCUCAACAGAGAAAGCUCAUUACAGGAUCGCCUCAGUGGGGAGAGGCCUUCACCCAGCAACAGUGUCCAGAAGCCCAAGAGACCAGAGACUCCUGCUCCAUUCAUAGACCCACAGGAGGACUCUCCACAGUCCAGAAAAUCUUCCAUGCAAGAUAGUGAAAGAUCGGGUCGAAGCAGCGUCCACAGUCUGUCAGAGCAGUCUGAAAACAGUCAAGAGAAGCAUUGGAUUGAAGAGGAAUCAUCUGCAGAUACCCUCGCCAAACCAAAAAAGGUUGGGUGCUCGCAUGCCUAUAGAAAGCUCCAGCUAGUGAAACAGGAAUACGAAGGGAAAGACACAGAAUUCACUCUGCAGCAGGCCCUCCAUCAGUCUGUCUUCAUGCCCUCCCUGUCCUCCAGCCCGACCCACCGCCUCCAUCUCUGCUGGGAGCAGCAUUGCAGGCUGCUGCCGGAGGUUUCGGGCCUCACUGCCAGGAGCGUGGCCAAAUGGACCGUGGAAGAGGUGGCUAGCUUUGUCCAGCGUUUACCUGGUUGUAAGGAACAAGCUUCAGUAUUCAGGGAAGAGCAGAUAGACGGUGAAGCCUUCCUCCUCCUGAACCAGGCGGACAUAGUUAAAAUACUGAGCAUUAAGCUGGGUCCUGCACUGAAAAUCUACAAUGCCAUCCUCAUGUUCAAAUCCGCAGAAGAAGACUGAGGAGAUCCCUCUGAUGCAGGCCGAGAGGGGACAAAGAGGAACAGGGGGAACGCAUCAGCAACCGAGUGCUUAGUGCCUGCUUUACACAGUGCUGAAUAGACUGACCGGAACAUUUGUAAGCAGGGGCCUGAUCACGUUUCAGACUGACUUAAAGUGAAACCUGUUGAAAGGAUAUCGAAGAUGUAAAAAUCCUGCCCCAGCCUGGGAUGGGGGUGCUGUCAAUUCCAGGAAGAGGAGAUGAUUAUAUUUUCUAAUUGAAUUUGGUUUGGGUAUAUUGAUCUCUUUUUAAGAUCUAGAAGAAACCUCCCAUUAUAAGGGGAAUCCAGGGUGAUAUUAUUAGAGGAGCUGCUAUCUCAAGCAAAUCCCUCUGAGCAAAAUGACUGUUCUGCCUCACGAUAGUGCCUGAAAGAGUCUGAAUGAUCACCAGCGUGUUCAAUAUAUUCUGGGUGUUUCAAACUUGAGGGGGACAGUAGGAGAACAAAGGGGGGCGGGUUGCACUUCAAAGCAAUGCACUUGAAUUCCUCACCACUAGGAAUCAACUGCUGGCCUUUUCUAGACUGGUUUUAAAAUCCCACAGUUCGUCUUCUUGCUCUUGGCUGUUAAGUACUCUCAGCUAAUGAGAUGCCUGCAGAUCAACAGAACGGCAGCAUUGGGGGUCAAAACGGCUCCGUCUCAGAGAUGGUUUACGUUAUUUUUGGAGAGAGCUCUAAGAUAGGCCAGUGAUUGGAAGAAGUUCUCUUUUAAGACAGGCAGUGGUUGGGCAGAGAUCUCCACUGAAGGAGUGGACACGCUAAAGGUAUUUAGAAGAAUGAUCCUAGCUCAUGCAUUCCCACGAGGAUAGUUUGGACUAUUGUCAUCUCUAUACCAUGGAGAUCUUACUGAGAAAUGACAUGGUAAAGAGCAUUCAUGAAUUUGGUGGUCUCACUAAGACCCUCACCACCUUAAGAGCAGCACCAUGUUUAAACAAUCAUGUUUAAACCCAGUUGUAGCUAGCAUGGUUCUCCUCCCAUUGUGAACAGAACUCCCUAAAAACAUUUGCUUUAGUUUUUAAACAGCAGGCACUGUGUUGAAUGACUAAAGCUUGUCAUGACACUGUCAUGUCAGAGUUCCUCGGAGCAUUCCAGCAUCGCUGCAGGCAGAAUUGGCAGAGAAGGCUCCUUGGAUGAGGCUGAGGAUUUGAAUGGAAAGGGAAAAGUGCCUUUUGCAUGCCGGGGUGAGAAGAGGCUUCUACUGAGAGAGAAUGGGAACAGAGCGAGGCAGCCACCUCUGCUUAAAAUUCCCUACCCCCAACUUGCCAAUGGCGCCAGACAUUCUGAGCAAAUAAGGGAACUAGUUUGUCCAGAAUGAGACAGGUAGCAAUCGUAUCGGGGGGGGGACAAAGUGUGUAGCUAUGUCCUUGUGCAAUACAUAACAAUCCACACACUUUGGUACCAAUAAAGUACUGGCAAUAUUUCCUGCUCUUCCAAAAGUCACAGUGUCAUUUUUACAGGCAGAAGGUCCCUUGUGUGAUGCCCAAUAUGUGACAAUUACACACAAUUAUUAAUACACUGAAAACUCCUUUCAAUAUAGCAACUCCUGGGGGAAGUGAUCACUUCUUCCAUCCCCAAGAGCUCUGUUCUGUGACCUCCCAUGCCUUGGACCAUCGUGGCUUCAUCCCUGGCCAACCUGUUCACUGGGUAGUUGUAUAUCGGAAAUCCGCUUGGGGAUUUUGUGUGCAUGUGGGAGAAGGGGGUGGUCAGAGGGAUCCUCAGGAGGUUGGACAGUAUCUGUCCUCAUAGAAUCCCACCACUCAAGCCACAGGGUGUAUGUGAGAGAGUGAGCGCUUCUGGAUGCUGUAGCCAUGCUGAUGUUACGUGACCUGGCUCAUGCUUGCCAUCAGUCAAGACCAAUGCUGGAUGAAUUUCCCAGGGGACUGUACGGUGAGAAGAGAUGAACCACCCUCAGACACCACCAAAAACCUCCAGCUGUUGUACGUGGAGUCUGUAUCACCAAUGUCGCUGCCUUUGUCCUAGUCCCACACCUACCGCAACAGCUAAGUUAUGAACUACCAACCUCUAUUUAAAGGCUUCGUACACAACUGUGUGACACAGUUAUAAGGGCAACUGUUGGUCUUCCAGCCACAUCCACGUUCCAACUUUACCUUUCAGCUUCUGAUCGCAAGGUCUCCGUAACCUUCGUCAAGUAAAAAGUCCUUUAAAAUUGUAAAUAGAGCAGAAUCCAGGCUGCUGAAUCAGUCCAGUGUAGGAUUAAUAUGAGGAGCAAUAUGUCUCCCAGCUUUCUAUUUUUGUAUAAGGAGUUACGGAGUUUAAGCCUUCCACACCGAAAAGUUACUGAAAGUGAGUGGUGGGAGGGAGUCUCUGUGAUUAAUCUGAAAUAUUAAAUAACAGAUGAUGUGCUGCAUACACCACUGCAGUAGAGUUUAGUAAUUUAAUGCAGCUUUAUGGUGCUGGGUCAGAUAUGCACUUUAUAAAAUAAGUACAUUUCCAAUGUGAUAACGGGAUAAUCACCAAAGAGCACGAUUUCAUUAUCAUAGUCUAAGCAUACUGGUACUAUAUAAAGAAAUGCUGUGGGGUGACUUAGAAUACGGUGGGCUCCUUUUUUAUGGUGAAGCUUUUCAUUUUAUGGUAAACUUCACCCUAAGCAAAGGGUCCCUAUAAUAGGAAUCACAAGUAGCACAUCUCAUGCACUGAUACACUUCCCAUUCUAAUUGAGGCACAAUUACUUAGUGAUUAGAGCAGAGGAGUAGAAGGCAUCUUGGGUUCAGGUCCUGGUUAUUCCACUGACUUGCUUGUGUGAUCUUCAGCGAGUCACUUCAUCACCGCGCCUCACCAGGAUCUGUAAAACCAGGAUGCAACUUACCCAUCUGUGUAAAGUGCUUGGACAUUGUCUGAUGAAUUGUGCUAUGGGAGUGCAGUGUUUUACUAUAUCUCUGUUCCCAAUAAGCAGGUCCUACUGAGUUUCCUGUUUUCCUUCCUUCCCUAAAUUGGGACCCUCAGUGGGAACAGCAGAUUGGCUCCUGGCAACAAAGAAAAAAAGAAAGAAUGAACAUCGGUGAAACAAGCCAUGAGGAUUGCAGUCACUGGAAUUAUUCAGAAAGAAGUGAGAUCUUUAAUUUAGGGGCUUCCCAGCCAGCUGCAUCAAAGAAGAGAAUUUGUACUUGCCUGGAGUUUAUUCAAGCAGAACAGUAGCGGUAGCUUCCAGACAGGAAGAAGGAAGGGAACCAUUUAGGGAUAGAAGGAGGAGGAAUAUGCGUCUUGUGCCUAUUUUUCUAAUCCGGUAACUUUCUUCACAGAAUAAGCAAGAACAUGUGCAUCUGUUAUUAGCUCUAUUCCUUCCACAUAUAUAUCUAUUUUUAAUAAAAACAAACAACUUUACAAUAACGAUUCACGAUUUCAAAUCUUUUUCCCAUCACAUUUCCAAUAAUUUCAUUGGAAAGCUAAAAAAAGAAAACACUGACGUUUUACUUCAGCAUGCUUCCCAGCUCAGGUAGAUGGACAUCCACUAGCUGUGCUCAACCUAGCACGCUUCAAAUAGCAGCGUAGCCAGGGGUAGUACAAGCAGCAGCUUGGGGUAGGCCCCCUAAAUACAAACCCGCCCAGACCUCAGGGUACAAACCUGGGUGGUUAGCCCCCUGCUGUUUUUAGCAUGCUAGCUCAGGCGGCGUUAGUGCGUGUCUGUCUGCCCAAGCUGGGACGCACACUUCCAGCUGCAAUGCAAACAUAUCUUUUGUAAAUGCUAGUCAAUAUUUGUGUCUUUAAGCAAGAGGUCUGAAAGCACAUGUUUGAAUUAUAUUUCUUUUGUUAGUUUGAAACCUGCUCUUUAAUUUCCUUUAAAGUAGAAAGCAAAAAACAAUUUGGCUCUUGUCACUUGGUUUGAGGGUUUUCAUGAUCGGACCAGUAACAUAAGCAAAAAAACAGUAGUCUGCCUGGCUGAAUUUCAGUCUUAAAAGACAACAGCCAUUUAAAAAAACAAUCAAAGGAUAAAUCUAUUACUUAUCAACACAGCAAUAGAAAGCAUGACAACUAUUAGCCAUGGAUCAGCAAGGCAAUUGGAAAGUAGAAGUUCUAAAUGAUUUUUGUUAUAUUUGUACAGUAUGUUGCAGUCCCAUCCCCUUUUUAGAAAUCCAAAAUGUUCAGGUCUUUUCUUUUUAAUCCCUCUUAGCAGGGAGUCGUGUUUUCAAAUUUCUGUGUCAUCACAAAUGAACAUCCUUGUAAACUGAUGGUAGCAAAUUUCUGCUCUGGGUAAUUAAUCGCAUUAGAGUUGGACAGAAUCAGUCGGCGCCACUAACAGCAAAAUCAUACAACCAAAGAAAAAGAAUUCAGCCCAGGGGAUAAGCCAGUUCUGCUGUAGAAGAUUUCCUGCCUGCUACUUUUAUGCCCUGUUAAGGGAAUGAUACCACAGAAAGCUUUACAUUUUUUGACAUUCUCUCCAUCAUGUGAUGAGCUAGUUUAUUUUCAAACUUCUAUGACUUGAACUGGAAAUAUGAGCAAAAUGGGGGAAUUCACAGUGAGGUUUUCAUUUCAGUGUUUGAAAGUUGUUUGCUAUUUAAUACUUGAACCUUUUAUGCUAGCUGCCCCAUGUUUGACAUUGAGCUACCACUGAUGCUUUCU
Messenger RNA from Emys orbicularis (European pond turtle), 7153 nucleotides. RefSeq names its product lethal(3)malignant brain tumor-like protein 4. Bases 132 to 2543 code for a protein of 803 amino acids. The transcript has 22 exons. Gene Ontology annotation, molecular function: histone binding; zinc ion binding; chromatin binding. Lineage: Eukaryota; Metazoa; Chordata; Testudines; Emydidae. The record is from RefSeq and is a predicted model, not a curated record. Gene Ontology annotation, cellular component: nucleus. Gene Ontology annotation, biological process: negative regulation of DNA-templated transcription.